UUGGUCGGUCGCGGGUCGGUCGUCACAAAAAUAAAGGUCAAGAGUGAAAUCAAGAGCAGAAGGAACAUGUAUCACCCCGCCUUUAGGCCUGCCUCUUUGGCUCGUUUCCAGAGAGGGCUUCACAGUGCCAUCUUCAACCCAAAGACCUCUCUGCAUCAAGGGGCCAGCUGCUCUUCUCAUCUCCAUGAGGUAGUCUCGGACAGACAGCAUAUGGACUCUAGGAAACAUGUCAUUGGAUGUGUACCAGUGCCAUGUUGGGAUGCAAAUUGUCAGUCUCUACACAAUCCAAUGUGUGCCACGUCAUCAUCAUCACCAUCUUCAUCACCAUCUUCAUCACCAUCUUCAUCACCAUCUUCAUUACCAAACUUUACUAGGAAAGGAUUAAAAACUAAUGAAUUGUCCUGCUGGAAAAAGACAAAUCAAACAUUUUAUCAGCAUCAGAAUCAUUUACCAGGAGCUCGGUUCUCUUCCUACCUCUCUCCAUCAUUACUAUCAAGGCAAUCUGCAACUCCUUUUCUGCAGCCUUUAGGUGUACCCUCAACAAGGCAAUGGGUUCGCCACUCUUCAACUGAGCCUACAACUGCCUACGAGACACUGCUGAACUCCCAACCCGUCCAUUUCGCAGAAAGUAUCUUCCAAUACGUCCACUCUGCAACUGGUUUACCUUGGUGGGCCACCGUCGUAGCCACAACAUUCACUCUGCGAUUUUCGUUGACCCUUCCACUGGCCAUCUACUCUCAGAACAUUCGAGUGAGAGUCGAGAACCUUCAGCCGGAGGUCAUUGCUCUGGCAAAGAGGUCGUUUGUGGAGAGGUUCGCAGCCAGGGCGAAGCAGGAGAAGUGGUCUGAAAAGAGAGCCCAGCGUGCCUUUGUGGGACUUGUUAGACGAUACUCUAAGGAGCUUUACGUUAGGGACAACUGCCACCCUGCGAAAAGUUCCAUACUGUUCCUGGUCCAGCUUCCAAUGUGGAUCUUUCUCUCCCUGGCUCUACGUAACAUGACAGGAGCCUUGUCAGAAAGGAUGUAUGUUGACCCAGCCAGCAUAGUGCCUGACCUAGCAACAGGAGGGACUCUGUGGUUUCCUAGUCUCAUAGUUCCAGACCCAACCUUCAUCUUGCCAGUCCUUGUGGGCGUUCUCAACCUGAGCAACAUUGAGAUGCAUGCACUGCACAAGGGCAGAGUGACGAGAGUGCAGCGAUAUGUGAACAACUCCCUGAGGACGCUGUCUGUAGUCAUGAUUCCCAUUGCAGCUUACAUGCCCUCGGCGAUGGCCCUCUACUGGUCUGUUUCUGCAUUCUACGGCCUGGGACAGAACAUCCUUCUCAAGAUACCCUCGGCUAGACGAGCUCUCGGUAUGCGCUCGUCAAAAAGCGACACCGAUACGCCGUUCUUGGACAUGAGAGAUGAAUUUCUGGUGCGAUACCUGGCAAAGGAUGGAGGGAAGGAGAAGAAGAAGAAUGAACAGUUGGAUGAAUUGAGGGAUGGAGAGAUAGUGAAAUCAAAGAAGACAGAUUUAUGACAUAUUUCGGGGUGAUUUUCAAGUCAUGUGGAUUUUAUCAUGCCUUUAUUGUGAAUGUAUCUAAGUCUGUUCUUAUUAUUGGGUUUUCUUUUUCUUAUUCCAUGGAAUAUCUUCGAUUCAGAAAGUAAAGUGCCUUAUUAAAGAGUAAUAAUAGAAAAAAUGAUAGGAAUUAUAUCACCCAAAUUUAACUCUUUUAUGGUAACAGAAUACUGGUAGGUUAAUUGAUUGGAGGUGAAAGGCCUUAAGUUUUUGUUUUUAAACCCACUUAAGUAUAGACAAGAUCUGUAUUUUAAUCACUCAUGUUUUUAAUAAACCUUGUAUUAAAUUGAAUUGAAUGAAAGUGUACAACUCUGUAGUAGGCUCAUACCAUGAAAAUAAAAGGAAUUGUACGAAUGCUCAAAGGCUGAUUCAGAUGUAUGUAUGGUAACAGUCUGAAGCAAUUCCUAAUUUUCAAUUACAAACAAGCAAAGUGUUCAUGAAGUUCAUAUUCUUAAGGUGAAAACAGUGAAAAUAACUUUUAAAGAUUCACCCAGAUGUACUUUGAUGUUCCCAGCAUGCAUUGUAAUAUCCAUGGUUAAAAGUACAAAUGUAUAUCCUUCCCAAAGUAUUGCUUAGAAAAUGUGUUAUUCAACAAGUGAGCUUAUAAUCAGAAAAGCAUAUCUAAUAUCAGGAUACAUUACAGGGAAAACAUAUUUUUGGAAAACAUGGUUAUUUUAGUCAUCAAUGCGUGUCUGAGGUCGAGAUGUAAUGAGGUUACUUUACAAAUUGAAAGCAAACCUCUACUAAUGACAAAAACAGAUCUAGCAAAACAUGAAUGUGAUUUUCAGGAUGAUUUGGGAGAGAAUGGCAUAAAUCUAGCCUGGGGGUGGGGGUGGGGAGGGCACCCCUCCUCCUCCUCCUCCCCUGAAAGACAUUAUUGGGACGCAAUUAAUUGUGAUUGCCGUCAGACAUUGUUAGUCACUCAUCUUUUAUGGGAGCUGCUUGGUACUAUUUCUGUUGCAUUGUACUAAUUAGAAACAUAUUUCAUGUACCCCAACAUGCAUUAUAAUUCCUGAUAUACAAACGUAACCAAAGUGUAAACACUCCCAUUAUUUCUGUUGUGUAAAGGAAGUGAAAUGUGGUUGAGUAAAGAAAGAGGUAUGAAAACUUUAA
Molecule: messenger RNA, 2670 nt
Organism: Strongylocentrotus purpuratus (purple sea urchin)
Lineage: Eukaryota; Metazoa; Echinodermata; Echinoidea; Camarodonta; Strongylocentrotidae
Product: cytochrome c oxidase assembly protein COX18, mitochondrial
Exons: 5
Coding region: 67-1518 (483 amino acids)
Biological process (GO): mitochondrial respiratory chain complex IV assembly; protein insertion into mitochondrial inner membrane from matrix
Cellular component (GO): mitochondrial inner membrane
Molecular function (GO): membrane insertase activity
Source: RefSeq, a predicted model, not a curated record